UCUUACCACCGGUUGACGCUCACUGGUUUUUCUCUCGUUUUAUUCCACUUUGUCAGUUUUUUCUUCAUUCUCGGUCUUUCCGGCAGCAUGUUGGAUCCGUCUUCCAGCGAGGAGGAAGGAGAUGAGAUCCUGGAGGUGGAGCGCAAAGAGGCGGCGGCUCCAAAGAGCGGAGCGAGCGGAGCCCGGCUCUCCCCGGGCCGAGCUGCCGCCGGCCACGGAGGCGGAGGCGACGGCGGCGGCGGCGGCGGCGGCGGCGGCGGCGGCGUCGCGGGGCUGCAGCCCCGGGGCCGCGGGAGCAGCGGCAACAGAAGAGGCAGCAGCAGUGGAGGUCUACCCUCCAGCCCCAGCCCGUCGGCGGGGAGCGACAAGGAGAAGGAGGACCUGGAAAAGAUGCAGAGGGAGGAAGAGGAGAGGAAGAAGAGACUGCAGCUUUAUGUAUUCGUGAUGCGCUGCAUCGCUUACCCGUUCAACGCCAAGCAGCCCACCGACAUGGCCCGCAGGCAGCAGAAGAUCAGCAAACAGCACCUCCAGAUGGUGAAGGAGCGCUUCCAGGCCUUCCUCAAUGGAGAGACUCAGAUCGUGGCGGACGAAGCUUUCAUCAAUGCUGUCCAGAGCUACUACGAGGUCUUUCUGAAAAGUGACCGUGUGUCUCGAAUGGUGCAAAGUGGUGGCUGCUCAGCCAGUGACUCCCGGGAGGUUUUCAAGAAGCACAUCGAGAAGCGUGUUCGGAGCCUGCCUGAAAUCGACGGCCUGAGCAAAGAGACGGUACUGAGCUCCUGGAUGGCCAAGUUCGACACCAUCUACCGUGGUGAGGAAGACCCCAGGAAGCACCAGCAGAGGAUGACAGCCAGUGCCGCCUCCGAGCUCAUCCUCAGUAAGGACCAGCUGUACGAGAUGUUCCAGGGGAUCCUGGGGAUCAAGAAGUUUGAACACCAGCUCCUCUAUAACGCCUGUCAGCUGGACAACCCAGACGAGCAGGCAGCUCAGAUCAGGAGAGAACUGGAUGGACGCUUACAGAUGGCAGACCACAUUGCACGGCAUGGUGGAAGGUUCCCAAGGUUUUCCUCCAGAGAAAUGGAAGCCAUGUUCAUUGAGGAGCUGCGAUCCUCUGUGAACCUUCUCAUGGCCAACCUGGAGAGCAUGCCGGUGUCCAAGGGAGGAGAAUUCAAGCUGCAGAAGCUGAAAAGAGGCCACAACACCUCAAUCAUGGACAUGGGCCAGGAGGAUGAGAACACACUGUCCAAGUCUGAUGUGGUGCUGUCCUUCACUCUGGAGGUGGUCAUAAUGGAGGUGCAGGGUCUGAAGUCUUUGACUCCAAACAGGAUUGUUUACUGCACCAUGGAGGUGGAGGGAGGACACAAACUGCAGACAGACCAGGCGGAGGCCUCCAAACCCACAUGGGGCACACAGGGAGACUUCACCACCACCCAGCCACUUCCUGCUGUGAAGGUGAAGCUGUUUACUGAGAGCACAGGAGUGCUGGCCCUGGAGGACAAGGAGCUCGGGAGGGUUGUGCUCCACCCGACACCGAACAGUCCGAAGCAAUCAGAGCUCCAUAAGAUGACAGUUUCUAAAGGCUGCGCCGACAGCGAGCUCAAGAUCAAACUGGCCAUCCGCAUGGACAAGCCACAGAACAUGAAGCAUUGUGGGUACCUUUGGGCCAUUGGAAAGAACGUCUGGAAGAGGUGGAAGAAGAGGUUUUUUGUGCUGGUUCAGGUCAGUCAGUACACAUUCGCCAUGUGCAGCUACAGAGAGAAGAAAGCUGAACCUGUGGAGCUGCUGCAGCUGGAUGGAUACACCGUGGACUACACAGACCCACAGCCAGGUUUAGAUGGCGGCCGCACAUUCUUCAACGCUGUCAAAGAGGGGGACACUGUAAUUUUUGCCAGUGAUGAUGAGCAGGACCGCAUUUUAUGGGUGCAGGCCAUGUACCGGGCCACUGGUCAGUCGCACAAACCAGUUCCUCCCACCCAGGUCCAGAAACUAAACUCCAGAGGCGGCACCACGCCACAGCUUGAUGCGCCCAUCUCUCAGUUCUAUGCCGACCGAGCACAGAAGCAUGGGAUGGAUGAGUUCAUCUCGGCUAACCCGUGUAACUUCGACCACGCCUCGCUGUUCGAGCUGGUGCAGCGCCUCACGCUGGACCACAGACUCAAUGACUCCUACUCCUGCCUGGGCUGGUUCAGUCCAGGUCAGGUGUUUGUCCUGGACGAGUACUGCGCCCGCUAUGGUGUUCGAGGCUGCCAUCGGCAUUUGUGUUAUCUGAGCGACCUGCUAGAAAGGGCCGAGAACGGAGCCAUGAUAGACCCCACGCUGCUCCACUACAGCUUCGCCUUCUGCGCCUCGCAUGUCCACGGGAACAGGCCGGACGGCAUCGGGACUGUGACUGUGGAGGAGAAGGAGCGCUUUGAGGAGAUCAAGGAGAGGCUGCGGGUGCUUCUGGAAAACCAGAUUACACACUUCAGGUACUGUUUUCCGUUUGGACGUCCUGAGGGAGCCCUGAAAGCCACGCUGUCCCUGCUGGAAAGGGUUCUGAUGAAAGACAUUGUCACUCCAGUCCAACAAGAGGAAGUGAAGGCUGUGAUCCGUAAGUGUCUGGAGCAGGCAGCUCUGGUCAACUACCAGCGUUUAUCAGAGUACGCCAAACUGGAAGGGAAAAAGAGAGAGAUGUACGAGCAUCCUGUCUUCUGCUUGGCGUCUCAAGUGAUGGAUUUAACCAUUCAGAAUGUUGGGCACUUAGCGACCCCUGCCAAGAAACUGGAGGACACCAUCCGCCUGGCGGAGCUGGUGAUGGAGGUGCUGCAGCAGAAUGAGGAGCACCAUGCUGAGGGAAAAGAGGCCUUUGCCUGGUGGUCAGACCUGAUGGUGGAGCAUGCCGAGACCUUCCUGUGUCUCUACUCAGCUGACAUGGAUGCAGCUUUGGAAGUUCAGCCACCUGACAGCUGGGACAGCUUCCCCCUUUUCCAGCUGCUCAACGACUUCCUGAGAGUGGACUAUAACCUGUGCAAUGGAAAGUUUCACAAACACCUUCAGGACAUGUACGCUCCGCUGGUCGUGCGCUACGUGGACCUGAUGGAGUCGUCCAUCGCCCAGUCCAUCCACCGAGGCUUUGAACGGGAGUCCUGGGAGCCCGUCAAGAGUAUUUCAAGCACUCUUCCCAGUGUCAACCUCCAAAUGCCCAAAGUACCAAAUCUCACAGUGCCAAGUGUUAACCUCCCACAAAUGCCCAGCUUUUCUCCACCCAACUGGAUGACCGCUAGCGAUGACUCAGAUAACGGCUCGGGAACGUCUGAGGACCUCUUCUGGAAGCUGGACGCUCUGCAGACCUUCAUCAGGGACCUCCACUGGCCUGAGGAGGAGUUUGGGAAGCACCUGGAGACUCGCCUGAAGCUCAUGUCCAGUGACAUGAUCGAGUCCUGCGUGAAGCGUACGCGGGCUGCGUUCGAGGCCAAACUCCAGCGGAGCAGCCGGGCCACCGACUUCAGAGUGCCACAGUCCAUCUGCACCAUGUUCAACGUCAUGGUGGACGCCAAGACGCAGUCAGCAAAGCUGUGUGCCAUGGACCUGGGACAGGAGAGGCAAUACCACUCCCAAAUCGACAAUCUAAUUGAAGAAACGGUGACGGAGAUGAUAACACUGCUGGUAGCCAAGUUUGUGGUCAUUCUCGAGAGCGUGUUAGCUAAAAUCUCCAGAUACGACGAAGGAACCCUGUUUUCCUCCUUCCUGUCUUUCACGGUAAAAGCUGCCUCCAAGUAUGUGGAUGUACCGAAGCCGGGGAUGGACGUGGCUGACGGUUACGUGACCUUUGUUCGUCAUUCCCAGGACAUGCUGCGGGAGAAGGUCAACGAGGAGGUGUAUGUGGAAAGACUGUUCGAUUGUAAGUACAGGACGAGUGGUCAAUGGUACACCAGCACCAUGAACCUGAUUGGAACGUGGCUGACCGACCGCAUGGAUCUGCAGCUGCAUGUGUACCAGCUGAAGAUCCUCAUCCGAGUGGUCAAGAAAAAGUACCGAGACUUCAGGCUGCAGGGGGUGCUGGACUCCACGCUGAACAGUAAGAUGUACGAAACAGUGAGAAACCGGCUGACUCUGGAAGAAGCCACGGCGUCGGUGAGAGAAGGAGGCAUGCAAGGCAUCUCCAUGAAGGACAGCGACGAAGAAGACAACUAGCUAAGAAACCUGCCGAAGCAUGUGACAGUGUGGGGUAGACCGGCAGAGACCCCCCAGCCUGUCCAUCAGA
Messenger RNA from Salarias fasciatus (jewelled blenny), 4240 nucleotides. RefSeq names its product calcium-dependent secretion activator 1-like. NCBI's taxonomy places the organism in Eukaryota, Metazoa, Chordata, Actinopteri, Blenniiformes, Blenniidae. Gene Ontology annotation, cellular component: glutamatergic synapse. The record is from RefSeq and is a predicted model, not a curated record. Gene Ontology annotation, biological process: positive regulation of exocytosis; synaptic vesicle exocytosis; dense core granule exocytosis.